AUGUCUCCAAACGGGACCAAGGCCAGCCAUGUCCUCAUUGUAGGAGCAGGAACGAGCGGACUGCUCAUUGCCCAAGGGCUGAAGAAGGCAAACAUACCCUUCUCCAUCUUCGAGUCCGAAACCUCGACCACGUACCAAACACGCACACGAGAAUGGGGCAUGACACUCCAUUGGGGCAGCUCGCACAUCGCUUCAUGCCUACCCUCUGAACUCACAGAACGCUUCCACGAAGCCUUCGCUGACCCAACCCAAAACCCCGCCUCUGUCACAGGCUUGCCAAUCUACAAUGGGAAAACGGGCGAGUUCAUCAUCGAAAUGGCGGCAGAGAAGCCGUGUCGCGUAAGCCGUAAGAAGAUGCGUAACUUGUUCAGCGAGGGUCUAGAUGUGCAAUACGGGAAGAAGUUCGCAAGUGCGGUGGUCGACGAGGAUAGCAAGGUGAAGGUGACGUUCGAAGACGGUAGUAGCACGACCGGUGAUGUACUCGUAGGCUGCGACGGCGCAAAAUCGCAUGUUCGAGAAGCCAUCGUAGGGACAGAAGCAGCGAAGCUCACAGACGCGUCCGUCAGCAUGUUCAACUUCCCGUACAAGUUCGAUGUCGAGCUCGCCAGGCGCAUUCGAGAUAUGAAUCAACUCUUCAUCACGAGUAUACACCCGGACCAUGGUACCAUGUUCUGGUUGUCCAUACAAGAUGCACCCAACCCUUCGGAUCCAUCGACGUGGACCUUUCAAGUGCUUCAGUCGUGGCUCGAUUCCAGUGUGCCCACCGAUGUGGACUUAUCUAGCCCUGAAGGUCGCAUGUCGCUCUUCAAGAAGCGCGCAGAAGAAUACGCAGAGCCCUGGCGGUCUGCUGGUCGCGCUAUAGAUCCUGCCACCAUACUGCCUCUCGAUAAAGGCACGUACUGGGAAAAGGCUCGUGCAUGGGAUAACCGGGGUGGGAAGAUGACGCUGUGUGGUGACGCCGCACACCCUAUGACGCCACACAGAGGACAGGGUCUCAAUAAUGCACUCCAAGAUGCUGCCAACUUCGUCGCUGCCAUGCGCACAGUUUACGGCUCUCCAGAGCAGACGCGGGGUCUUAAGCAAGCGGUUGAUGAGUAUGAUGCUGAGGUCUUGGAGCGGGGCAUGUUGGAGAUGAACAUCUCGCUAAAGCAGUCAUUGUUCAUCCAUGAUUGGGAGACGUUGAUGCAGAGUCCGAUGGUGAAAAUGGGUAUGCAUCGGGCAGAAAAGGGCAGUGGAAGUACGUCUUAG
Molecule: messenger RNA, 1248 nt
Organism: Alternaria atra
Lineage: Eukaryota; Fungi; Ascomycota; Dothideomycetes; Pleosporales; Pleosporaceae
Exons: 2
Coding region: 1-1248 (415 amino acids)
Molecular function (GO): FAD binding
Source: RefSeq, a predicted model, not a curated record